AUGUUACCGUCAGACCAACAUACUACCAAACGAGAAAUUCUCCAGGACAUUGCACGAAUCUACGAUCCUUUAGGACUAAUUGCACCUGUGACCUUCUAUGGAAAGGUUUUCAUGCAGAAACUAUGGAAAGCCAGUAUGUCCUGGGAUGAGAAACUUUCACCUCGUCAUUGUGACGAGUGGAGUCAAAUUUGCAACAAAUUUCAAUCUCUUUCCACCUUAAAAAUUCCAAGAUUAUCUGGAACGAUUGGAAAAGAUUCUCAUUGUCAGGUAGUGGUAUUUAAUGAUGCCUCUCUGAAAUCUUAUGCUGCAGCCGUUUAUCUCCUUGUCAAGAAUGGAGAGAGUAUCGAAGUGAAUCUUGUGUUUUCAAAAAUGCAUUUGACUCCGAUUCAAUCAGCUGUUGCAAACGAAGAACAUCAAAAGAAAGGAAAGAAACUUACGUUACCACGGCUUGAGUUACUAUCAACAGUGAUUGGAGUCAGAGCUGGAAACUUUGUUAAAGAUCAGCCGAAGCUUCAGAACUCUAAACUAAUAGUAUUUACUGAUUGUCAGUGCGUUCUACACUGGUUGAAAACACCCAAGCCGUUAUCAACCUUAGUUGACAACAGAAUCAAGGAGAUGCGACAAAGCAAUGCUGUUUUCCGCUAUGUUCCAUCAAAUCAAAAUCCAGCAGAUUUUGCGACAAGAGAUAUGUCUGCUUCAGAGUUGGAGAAAAUUCGAUUAUGGUGGCACGGACCAGAAUGGCUGACACUUUCUGUUAAUUCGUGGCCAAACUACAAUGUUCCAGAAGUAAGUACUCAGACUUUGGACUAUCUUGAGUCAGAGACAAAUAAGUCCAACAAAAUUUACGUUGCUACCAACUUCACAAAGAAGUGUAAAGCUGACUUAGGAUCGAAUGAAUGUGACAAUUCACCCUUCCGAAUUGAUGAGAAGCGUUUUUCUUCUCUCCAGAAAUUAAUUCGUGUGACAAGCUACUGUGUAAGAUUUAUACAGAAGGUAAUUUGGAGCGUUUUGAGAAAGGAGACACAAGAAACUAUGUCUUCAAGAUAUGUACUGAUCAAACAAGUGUUCAGAGAACAUUCAAGUUAUGCUACCGACCAAGUUCACAGCGUUUGUAAUGCGCGUAUUCUCUGGGAAUAUGCAGUUCAGAAUAGACAAUAUAUCAAUGUGUUGAAUGAUAUGAGAAAGGGGAAAAGAAACAACUUACAACGACAACUUGGACUCCAGAUAGACGAAUGGGGUCUGCUGAGAUGUCAUGGACGGUAUUCAAAUGCAAAUCUUUCCUUUAACGCAAAAUAUCCUAAACUAAUUCCUCGGUCGGAAUAUUUUACACAUUUGGUAAUCAAGGACGCUCAUGAACGGAUGCUUCACAGUUAG
Messenger RNA from Corticium candelabrum, 1374 nucleotides. RefSeq lists its product as uncharacterized. Lineage: Eukaryota; Metazoa; Porifera; Homoscleromorpha; Homosclerophorida; Plakinidae. The transcript has a single exon. The coding region runs from base 1 to 1374 and encodes 457 amino acids. The record is from RefSeq and is a predicted model, not a curated record.